AUGAAGCCGCAGAACAUCAGGACCCUCUCUCUCAUCUUCUCCAUAGUUUUCUACCUGCUCCUGGGAGCCGCCGUGUUUGACGCGCUGGAGUCGGACAGCGAGGUUUCUCGGAAGAAGGCGCUGGAACAGAAGCUGAACGAGCUGAAGAGGAAGUACGGCUUCACGGCGGAGGACUACAGAGACAUCGAGAGGGUGGUGCUGCAGUCCGAGCCGCACCGCGCAGGGAGGCAGUGGAAGUUCGCCGGCUCUUUUUAUUUUGCCAUCACUGUCAUCACCACGAUUGGUUACGGCCACGCUGCUCCACGCACCGACGCUGGCAAGGCCUUCUGUAUGUUUUACGCUGUCCUGGGCAUCCCUCUGACCCUGGUCAUGUUCCAGAGCCUGGGCGAGAGGAUCAACACAUUCGUCCGCUUCCUCCUGCGCAGAGCCAAGCAGGGCCUGGGCUUUCAGCAGACGGACGUGUCCAUGGGGAACAUGGUGCUGGUGGGCCUGUUGUCUUGCAUGAGCACCCUGUGUGUCGGAGCUGCAGCCUUCUCCCACUUUGAGGACUGGACCUUCUUUAACGCUUACUACUACUGCUUCAUCACGCUCACCACCAUUGGGUUUGGGGAUUUUGUGGCCUUACAGAAGACAGAUGCUCUCCAGAAGCGACCCCGCUAUGUGGCGUUUAGCUUCGUUUACAUUUUGGUUGGGCUGACGGUCAUUGGGGCUUUCCUUAACCUUGUUGUGCUGAGGUUUCUCACUGUUAGCACCGGGGAGCAUGACGUGAAGCCUGAAUCAAGGGAGGAGGAGAUGCCUCAGGAGGUGCCGGAAGCAGAAACUGCUGAUAUAAGCUACAGAGACGGACACAACAGCUUGUGCAACCUGAGCCUUCCCAUGCAGGGGGGCACCAGCUGUAUGAAUCUCCUCCCAUGCCCUGCAGAGGAGUGCAGACUUGUUUUCCCUGAGCAGAAAAAGCUCUCUGAACACAGCAGACUCAGGGCCUUGCUCUCCUGCAUCUGCUGUGAUUUUUACGACCUCCCAUCUCUGCCUCAUCCUGACGAGGUGGGUGGCCACAGCAACCCCGUCUUUUACAACUCCAUCUCCUACAGGGUGGAGCAGGCCUCCUGCAGCUCAUGCAUCACUUCCUCACCGGCCUCCCCCAGCAGUGAGGCUCUCUGUACGGGCAAAAACAAUCCCCACACCAGGAGGAAGUCAUUAUAA
Molecule: messenger RNA, 1203 nt
Organism: Eleginops maclovinus (Patagonian blennie)
Lineage: Eukaryota; Metazoa; Chordata; Actinopteri; Perciformes; Eleginopidae
Product: potassium channel subfamily K member 15-like
Exons: 2
Coding region: 1-1203 (400 amino acids)
Biological process (GO): potassium ion transmembrane transport; stabilization of membrane potential
Cellular component (GO): plasma membrane
Molecular function (GO): outward rectifier potassium channel activity; potassium ion leak channel activity
Source: RefSeq, a predicted model, not a curated record